This is a messenger RNA of Drosophila willistoni, 1897 nucleotides long. It is a transcript of the gene MICU1, whose product is annotated as calcium uptake protein 1 homolog, mitochondrial. The coding region runs from base 108 to 1706 and encodes 532 amino acids. NCBI's taxonomy places the organism in Eukaryota, Metazoa, Arthropoda, Insecta, Diptera, Drosophilidae. Gene Ontology annotation, cellular component: uniplex complex. The record is from RefSeq and is a predicted model, not a curated record. Gene Ontology annotation, biological process: calcium import into the mitochondrion; mitochondrial calcium ion homeostasis. Gene Ontology annotation, molecular function: calcium ion binding. The transcript is spliced from 8 exons.
AAAUACUAGGGAAAAAUACUGGGAAACGUGCGGUGGAUACCAAAAAUGCGCAUAAUAAUAAAUUUGUACAAAAAAACGCAAUAAACAGUAAAAUAAAAAUAGAAUAAAUGUCUGUGCUACGUUUUCUGGUAACACGACAGGCUCUGGCUGCCCUAACAAGGCCAUCAGCUGUGAAUCCUCUUUGGAAUCAGCAGCUAUUUGCCUCGUCCUUAGCAAGAGCCUCGACAACAGCAACAGCAAAAACAACAACAACACAUUUGCUAUCAGCUGGAACUGCUCCUUCUGUUGGACAAGGACAACAGCAGAUCAGAGGACACAAACGAUUUGGACAUGGCGAGGAUAAGACACCCAGAAUAACAAAAUAUUUCCAUUUUAUGGUUCUAACUUUGUUUUUCAUCUCUGUUUUGGACUGGGGCAAAGUAAAGCGAAUGCUCAUACCUAAAGUUGAUGCAGAUGCUGGACAACGUCCCUCCAAUGCAGCCGGUGUCAAUGGCAGUGAACAGGAUAGUGACAGCGAGGAAAGCGAAGAUGAUGAUGAUGAAUCCACUGGCAGUGGCCUCCACCUGCAUGAGGGUAAAAAGAUCAAGGAAAAAGUUGGUUUCCGCGAGCGGAAGAUAAUUGAGUAUGAGAAUCGUAUACGUCAGUUCUCCACACCGGACAAAGUAUUUCGAUAUUUUGCGACCAUUCAAGUCCCCGUGGCCGAUGAUCGUCAUGAGGUCUAUAUGACACCAACCGAUUUUUUGACUAGCAUGACGCCAGGCAUGAAACAGCCCGAUGGUCUUGGUCUUGAUCAAUAUCGUCGCUAUGAUCCCAAGUCUGUGGGCGAGCAACUCAAUUUGCAUUUGGAAAAGAACAGCAUUUUCUACAAAUUGGGCUCCUAUGGCCUAAUUACCUUCUCCGAUUAUAUAUUUCUACUGACUGUUCUCUCAAUUUCGCGUCGUCACUUUGAGAUUGCCUUUCGAAUGUUCGAUCUGAAUGGUGAUGGCGAUGUGGAUUGUGAGGAAUUCGAAAUGGUAGCAACUUUAGUGCGUCAGCAGACGAGCAUGGGAACGCGUCAUCGCGAUCAUGCAAAUACGGGAAAUACGUUCAAGGGCGUCAAUUCGGCCUUGAUCACAUAUUUCUUUGGGCCCAGUAUGGACGAGAAACUGACCAUUGAGAAAUUCUUGGACUUCCAAGAACAAUUGCAGCGUGAGAUCCUUUCCCUAGAGUUCGAACGCAAGGAACCCAACGAGGAGGGCAAUAUAACUGAGGCCGAUUUUGCUGAACUUUUGCUGGCCUAUGCGGGCUAUCCGCUUAAAAAGAAGCAAAAGAAACUAAAACGUGUGAAGAGACGCUUCCGUGAUCAUGGCACAGGCAUCUCAAAACAAGACUAUUUGGAUUUCUUUCAUUUUCUGAAUAAUAUCAAUGAUGUGGAUACGGCAUUGACCUUCUAUCACAUAGCCGGUGCUUCGAUCGAUCAGCAAACUUUGCAACAUGUGGCCAAAACUGUUGCCAUGGUCAAUCUAUCUGAUCAUGUGGUGGAUGUGGUAUUUACUAUCUUUGAUGAGAACAAUGACAAUCAAUUGAGUAACAAAGAAUUCAUUUCGGUAAUGAAAAAUCGCGUUCAACGUGGUUUGGAGAAACCCAAGGACACGGGUUUCCUUAAGAUGAUGCGCUCGGUCUUUAAAUGUGCCAAGGAAACGAAGCCAGUCCUUUUGGAUUUAUAAAUCUAUUCGAACCAAUGCGCGACUAGUUCAACUAUUUAUUAGUCAAUUUUCUUACGCUUUUUAAAUAUAUAUUUAUUUUAUUUUCUAAUUUAUCAUGAUGUACUUUAAAACUUUUUCUCAAUUGUAACUCUAGUUUAAAAACGAAAAAUAUAUUUAUUCGGAUUUGGUCUGUGAGAUUAUAAGCAUUGAAA